AUGGCGAAAUCAUGUAAGUGCGGUAUAGGAUAUCUAUCAGGAACAGUUUUUGCAUUGAGAUUCCUAAAAUCCCCACAAGGUCGCCAUGCGCCAGCUUCUGGUUUCGGAACCAUAUGUAGCGGAGAGGAGUAUGGGCUAUUUGAAGGACAUCAGAAUCAUUCUUGGAUUUUUCUGUUGAGGUUUUCCGGCUAUUUUUUUCUUGGAGACAAAUACCAGUUACACAGUUUUUGGAUGAAAAUGCGGACCAAAGCAACAAAAACAAAAUGUAUUGAGAAGGAUGAAUCUGCACCAGCUCCGAAGGUGCUUAAGGUCGAGCCUUCACCAACAACAGAAACCGAUGGUGGCGGUGGUGAAGGUGGUGGAGGUGGCAGCAGCAGCAGUAACAAAAUUUGCCAAAUGUGUGGCAAGGUCCAUAACAACGAUGACAUUUUCAAAUAUCUCUCUGUCCUUCCAGAAGACGAGCGAUACAAAUGCCAUUAUUGCUCUGAGUCUUUUUCUUACAGCUGUUUAUUUGCUGCUCAUAUACGUGCUUGCUCGAAUGCCUACUCUUCCAACCCCAACAACAAGAAACCAAAUUCUACCAACAAUUACCCAACCACUUCUGUCAGUACGGUCACAACGGCUGGGAACGAUGUCAAGAAUAUAGUUUCACCCUCUGUUACGACUAGCAACACCUCUUCCAAUAUUUACACUAAAAGAGAGAAAAUAAAUAUAUCUAUCUCUGUUCAUAUCUAUCUAUCUAUUUAUCUAUGUUCAUUUAUGCCUAUUUAUCUAUUUCGAUCUCUUAAUAUCUCUCUCUAUCUCAGUCUGUAUAUAUCUAUCUAUCUAUCUUCAUAUAUAUCUAUUUAUCUAUCUCAAUCUCUUAUUAUGUCUUUCUAUCUCAGUCUUUAUCUAUCUAUCUAUCUAUCUAUCUCAGUCUCUUAA
Molecule: messenger RNA, 924 nt
Organism: Acanthosepion pharaonis
Lineage: Eukaryota; Metazoa; Mollusca; Cephalopoda; Sepiida; Sepiidae
Source: the annotation of a GenBank genome assembly